UCAGUGUCAUUCGCAACGAGCAAGCAAGAAACAAGAUGAAGUCAACGACGUUGCUUUUUGUGCUUUUUGCUUUCCUAAGCAUUGCUAGGGGUUUCCAGAUUGAAGAUUUUGAGGAAAACCUAGACUCUGAGUCUGAAAUUAGAGCUGUUCGUGCCACUGGAACGGGUUCUGGUUCGAGUACAGGAUCCGGCUCAAGCACAGGUUCAGCUGCGACUACCACUACUACUGCUGCGACUACCACCACAGCAGCUGCCACUACAACUACAACUGCUGCGACUACCACCACUACUGCCGCAGCUGACACUACUACUACUGCCUCAUCUGACACUACCACCACCACUACAUCCUCAGCAACAACCAAGAAAAAACGUAGGUUCCGUAUUCGUCACAUCAAGUUCCGCAAUAUCCACUUCAAAAGACAUAUGGACAACAAUAGUACCAGCACCGGAAGCAGUGGCAAGAGGAGGAGGAGGAUCAUUCGUCGUCGUUUAGUUCGACUUGUUCCUGUUCGCCGUGUAGUCCGACGCAGGGUAGGAGCUCGUAGAGUCCGUAUCGUCCCAGUUUCAAGGACAGUUGGUCGCCGAGUUUUAAUAGAACGCGAUGCUGGCUUGCGAGUACGCACCGGUGGAGAACGCGUCAGGAUAGUUCCUAUCAACUAAAGGUUUACCUCAGGCCACUAUGCAUCCAACCAAUAUUCAUAGGGUGGCGUGAGGUGGAAGGAAUGUAGUUUGGUCAACUCCUUUAACAAACCUUGUAAUUUAGUUAUGAAAGUUUCCGAUGGAUUCAAAGAUAAAAUAAACCAAGCGCUUUGAAAAUUA
Messenger RNA from Hermetia illucens (black soldier fly), 818 nucleotides. RefSeq names its product probable serine/threonine-protein kinase mkcB. Bases 36 to 659 code for a protein of 207 amino acids. The transcript is spliced from 2 exons. The record is from RefSeq and is a predicted model, not a curated record. Lineage: Eukaryota; Metazoa; Arthropoda; Insecta; Diptera; Stratiomyidae.